AAAAAUUGCUCCACCUACCUUCUUGUUAAAUCAUGCCUGCGGCAACAUUUGAUCCCAAGAACUUCCCCGAAACGGAAGAAGAUAUCGACUUUACUGAUAUCGAGCAGGCUUACCCUCUCCCCAAAGAUGAGGGUUUCGACUCCCUCGUUGUUGUUGAUAAUGUUCCCGUCGUUGAUCAGUCCAAGGAAGAGAAAUUGGUUACAGUGUUGAAGAAGUUGAUCACAAAGGCAGCAGGUCCCAUCAAGGAAAACGGCUUGUUCAUGCCUACUGAAAACAAAGACGGAAAGCGAGUCAGCAAAGGAUACUGCUUUGUCGAUUUCGAAAAUGCCGAAUCCGCCCACGCUGCUAUAAAGAAUCUUGAUGGCCAUCGUAUGGAUAAAUCCCACGUCCUUGCUGUCAACCGAUUGACCGACAUUGAAAAGUACACUGCUAUGAACGACCAAUAUGUUGAACCUGAGCAAGAAGAGUUUGUUCAAAAGGAACAUCUUCGCAGCUGGUUGACCGACUCCCAAGCCCGUGAUCAGUGGGUUAUGUACCGUGCCGACGAUGUUAGCAUUUUCUGGAACAGAAAGACCGAAACUCCUGAACAUGAAUAUUCCAGAACUAACUGGACUGAAACUUAUGUCCAAUGGUCACCUCUUGGUACCUAUCUCACCACCUUCCACAGACAAGGUAUCGCACUUUGGGGAGGACCCUCUUGGAACAAGAUCGUUCGCUUCGUCCAUCCCGGUGUUAAAUUGAUCGACUUCUCUCCCAACGAACGUUAUCUUGUCACCUGGUCAAACGAGCCUAUCAAUGUUUCUCGCAUUCCUGAAGGUUCUGUCAACCCUUUCACUGAAGAAGAUGAAGGUAACCAAAUCGUUAUCUGGGAUACCUUGACCGGUGCAUUGCUUCGAUCUUUCCCUGUUGUUCAAACCGGAGACGCACCAAAGGCCAUCAGCUGGCCUAUGUUCAAGUGGGCACCCACUGAAAAAUACUUUGCUCGUCUUGUUGCUGGUCAGCAAAUCUCUAUUUAUGAAGCUCCUUCUAUGGGAUUGGUUGGCAAGAAGAGUGUGAAGAUUGAUGGUGUUGCUGACUUUGAGUGGUCACCUGCCAAUCCUAACAGUGGAGACGAUAAGAUUUUCCAAAAGGAAGAAGUCUUGGCUUACUGGACUCCUGAAGUCGGUAACCAACCUGCCAGAGUCACCAUUAUGGGUGUUCCCAGCAAAGAAAUUAUUAGAACCAAGAACUUGUUCAACGUUAAUGAUUGCAAACUUCAAUGGCAAUCACAAGGUCAUUACCUCGCUGUCAAGGUUGACCGCCACACAAAGACAAAGAAGUCAACAUUCACCAACCUUGAGAUCUUCCGUUUGUGUCAAAAGGAAAUCCCAGUUGAAACUUUGGAAAUCAAGGAGGCUGUCAUUGCUUUCGCUUGGGAGCCAAAGGGUGACCGGUUCGCCAUUAUAACUACAUCUGACCCUAACCUUGGCGUUAGCGCCGGUCCCAAUGGUCAAGCACCCGCGAUAUUGAAGACGAGUGUUGGUUUCUAUUAUCUCGAUAACAGCAAAGCUGUGGUCGCAUAUCGACCUCUUAAAAUUUUCGACAAAAAGACCUCUAAUCACCUCUUCUGGUCACCAAAGGGACGACAUCUUGUUGCUGCUACCCUCCGAAGCACAACUGUGUUCGAUUUGGAGUUUUAUGAUUUGGAUCUUGAACCAGCUGCGGAUAAGAAGGAUAUUGCCAAGGAAGAUGUUGGCGCUAACGUGCAUUUGAUCUCAACACAAGAGCACUAUGGUGUUACUGAUGUUGAAUGGGAUCCUACCGGUCGAUUCGUUAUCACAGGAUCCAGUAUGUGGCGACACACUGCUGACCACGGUUACUGCCUGUGGGACUUCAAGGGAUUGUUGCUUUUCCGACAAACCAUUGACAAAUUCAAGCAAUUGUUGUGGCGUCCUCGCCCAGAAUCCCUCCUGUCUAAAGAACAAAAGAAGAAGGUCCGCAAGAACUUGCGCCAAUACUCCAAGGUGUUUGAGGAAGAAGAUCUUGCUGUUGGUGAUGCUGCCACUGCUAAGCUUGUUGCUACCCGAAGAAAGCUUGUUGAACAAUGGUACACUUGGAGAAAGCAAACCGAGAAGAGAGUCGCCGAGGAGCGUGCUGAGGUUGGUAAGGAGAUCAAGACCGCAUCGGAUGAAGGCAAGCUUGAAGUUGUUGAAGAAUGGAUCGAGGAAGUCGUUGAAGAGACUGAGGAGAUUGUCGAAUAAAUUUGAUCCCCAAGACAAAACCCAACCUUACACAUCCCCACCUUUAAAAAGAAUCUCAUUUCCCCAUUAUCCCUUUUUUCUAUUUUUCUUCCUUCUUCAUCAUAUUUUUGUUCUUUCUGUUUUGUAAUAAACAUUCAUUUAGACCACUAGCACUUGGUUUUCCUUUAGUAUUAUUGCUUUUGAUCGUUGUGGAUGAAAACCACGGAAAAGAAAAAAGAGAAAAUAAAUAAAUCAAAUUCUCUAUCAGA
Messenger RNA from Umbelopsis ramanniana AG, 2488 nucleotides. RefSeq lists its product as uncharacterized. Lineage: Eukaryota; Fungi; Mucoromycota; Umbelopsidomycetes; Umbelopsidales; Umbelopsidaceae. Gene Ontology annotation, biological process: translational initiation. Bases 33 to 2240 code for a protein of 735 amino acids. Gene Ontology annotation, cellular component: eukaryotic translation initiation factor 3 complex. Gene Ontology annotation, molecular function: RNA binding; translation initiation factor activity; translation initiation factor binding. The transcript is spliced from 5 exons. The record is from RefSeq and is a predicted model, not a curated record.